CUGGUCACCAACGAAGAAAUCAUCACAUCCAUGGGGAUGUACGCGUCCGUUGAUCUGGUCUUAUCCACCCUGGGAGUCAUCACCAACGCGAUCACCAUCAGAACAUUCUUAGCCAUGGGGGCGGACGACGGGGUCACGGUGUCCAUGCUAUUCCUGUCAUCGUCAGAGCUACUGUGCUGUUUAGCGGCGCUCGGUCAGAAGCUGUCCAUAUUGUUUUGGGUUACUGAGAUGGCUACAAAGUACACGAUACGGUUUCGCGUCAAUCCAUACGUGUUCAACAUUUACUUCGGUAAUAUUCGAGGAAUGUUGUUCGCCGUACCGUCUCUGAUCACAACGUAUCUUGCGGUGGUUAAAUGCAUGUGCGUGGUCAAACCGCUCAGCUUCAAAAACACGUUUUCCGUUCUGGUCACGUUCCGGGUCAUGAAAUUCAUUUGCGUGAUCGCCGUCGUGACGUACGUCCCGAUCAUGGCCACAAUGGGGGUCACGGACCAGUUCGACGUCAAGAUUAACGCGACCCGUCGUUCGAUGUGGUUCUCUCCUUAUCGUGACCUGGUCAAAAGCAUCGUCUGGAACGGCAGAGACACCUUCAUCGCCAUCACGUCUCAACUCAUCAUAGUGACCUGUGUGGUUCUUAUGUCCAGAUCUUUGAUCAGAACCGUUCAGGUCCGGGAGAAGAUGCGAUCAGGAACAUUUUCACGCCAACGGACUGACGCAUCCGAUGAGGUCGUCGGAGCCGCCAGCAAGAUCAGCGGGAAAGAGCUGCUGGUGAUUAAACAGGUCAUCUUCAUCUCAAUUGUCUACGUCGUCAGCAACACGCCCAAGAUAUUUAUUUUCCUGGCUGUUGCGUCCGUACCUGAAUUAACUCAAGGCGGGCUGUACCAAAACCUGUAUGAGGUCAUUCUCAAGGGGAAAGAACACUUUGAGAUCUACGCAUCAGUCUUUAACAUUUUUAUUUAUUACAAGUACAACUCGAAAUUCAAAGAAUAUUGCAAAUAUUAA
Lymnaea stagnalis (great pond snail) is the source of this 999-nucleotide messenger RNA. The record is from the annotation of a GenBank genome assembly. NCBI's taxonomy places the organism in Eukaryota, Metazoa, Mollusca, Gastropoda, Lymnaeidae.